AUGUCUAUAAUAUAUGGAUUAGUAGCAAAAGAUAAAACGGUGUUGGCGGAAUAUACAGAAUUUGGAGGCAAUUUUUCAAACAUCGCCAGAUUACUUUUGGAAAUAAUACCUCCGCAUUCUUCGAGAAAAUCAUAUAUAUAUAAUGAUUAUGUUUUUCACCAACUAAUGAAAAAUGGAAUUACAUUCAUGGCUAUGACCGACAGAGAAUUAGGGUUCCUAAUUCCUUAUAGCUUUUUAGAAGAAGUAUCAAAAAUUUUUUUUAAGCAUUUUAAUUAUACAUCAGACUUUAUCACUUUAUCAUUGGAUGAAGAAUUUAAAUCUGUUUUAAAAGAAAAUAUGAGAAAAUUCAAUGAUUACGAGGCUAAUGAAGUGCAUAACUUGAAAAGCCAAAUUAGUAACAUCCAAAAUAUCAUUAUAGAAAAUAUUGAAAAAAUAUUAGAAAGAAGAGAAAAAAUUGAUAUACUAGUUAACAGAAGUGAAAAAUUACGCCAAGAAAACUUUAAUUUUAGGAGAGAAGCUAUACGAUUAAAUUUUUAUAUGUGGAUGGAAAAUAACAGGUUUCUUAUUUACGUUAUUUCAUCAAUGGCUAUUUUUGUUCUAGUCAUAUGGUCUAUUUAUAAUGUAUAA
Plasmodium vinckei vinckei is the source of this 627-nucleotide messenger RNA. Its product is annotated as SNARE protein, putative. The transcript is spliced from 5 exons. Gene Ontology annotation, cellular component: membrane. Gene Ontology annotation, biological process: vesicle-mediated transport. Lineage: Eukaryota; Apicomplexa; Aconoidasida; Haemosporida; Plasmodiidae. The record is from RefSeq and is a predicted model, not a curated record. The coding region runs from base 1 to 627 and encodes 208 amino acids.